GGAGAGCUUUUAGACAAAAUUCUUAACCAAAAGUAUUUCAACGAACGCGAGGCGAGCGCUGUGUUGGAAGUGAUCGCCACUACCAUUAAGUUCUUACACGAAAACGGAGUAGUCCACCGCGACUUAAAGCCGGCGAACAUUCUGUACGCGGACACCACUGGUAACCCCUCAUCUAUACGUAUCUGUGAUUUUGGUUUUGCCAAACAAAUGCGUGCCGACAACGGAUUACUGAUGACCCCGUGUUAUACCGCCAACUUUGCCGCACCCGAAGUACUUAAGAAACAGGGCUACGACGAGGCCUGCGAUAUCUGGUCGAUGGGUGUCCUUCUGUACACAAUGUUGGCCGGUGUCACUCCAUUCGCAAACGGACCCAACGAUACGCCAAAUGAUAUCCUGUGCCGUAUCGGCGAAGGAAAGUUUGAUCUCUCGUCCGGCAAUUGGGUUAACGUUUCCAAUUCGGCGAAAAAUUUAGUGGAGCGUAUGCUUCAUAUCGACCCCAAACAGCGCUACAGAGCGGCCGACGUAUUGAAUCACGAAUGGAUUAAAUGCCGAAACCAAUUACCAGACACAGCGCUAACGCAUCAGGAAUUGAGUGUAAUUAAGGCCAAUAUGGGACUGGUAUUCGAGGCGAUCAAUAAGCCGACGUCCAUCAGCUUAGAUCCGGUCAAGACGUCAGACUUGGCCCGGCGUCGGGCGAACCGCAACUCUCGGUCACCAAAUAGUCAAUCCGAUGACAAUUGAUAGUUAUUUUGAAGUUUAGUUUCAAAAGGUUUCCUAAUUUGUAUAAAAAUAACACAAUUUCUUGUUGUCAUUCCUAUUGGUUUUUGUUAACCAUUUUAUUGUUUUCUUUUAACAAAUUUUAAAUUGAAAUUUUAUUUGUAAAAUCAGUUCAAAACAAAUGAUUCAAUCAAAUGAAUAUUUAUUUGUGUCCGAAUUGUUAACACAAAUCCAAAUGAUCUCUACAUAUAAUAUAAUGGAUUUACUUUUUAAUAUAAUCAAAGGAUUAAUCGCCAAAAUAUUUUAAAUAUUUUUUAUUUUAAACAAAAAACUAUUUUAACUGAUAUAUUGUAUUGUAUUUCCCGAUCAAAGUUAGCAUUUAUUAUAACAUUUUAUUUACAUAUAAUUUGAGUCAUUUUACGGUUAAUCUAAUAUUGUUUGCCAUUUAAACGUAUGCUUUAAAUACCUGUC
This is a messenger RNA of Medioppia subpectinata, 1188 nucleotides long. The record is from the annotation of a GenBank genome assembly. NCBI's taxonomy places the organism in Eukaryota, Metazoa, Arthropoda, Arachnida, Sarcoptiformes, Oppiidae.